Prorocentrum cordatum is the source of this 1215-nucleotide messenger RNA. NCBI's taxonomy places the organism in Eukaryota, Dinophyceae, Prorocentrales, Prorocentraceae. The record is from the annotation of a GenBank genome assembly.
UUUGGCUCAGGCAGUUCGCCCCCCGCGGGCCUCGCGGAGACCUGACCUUACCCUGGCUGCGGGAUCUUCGUACUUCCUUUCCAUGGGGGCCAGCAUCGGCCUGCACGACGGCUGCGGGUGCCUGGACCGCAAGCGGGCGGCCGAGAGCGCGCUCACGGGCCUCGUGCUCACCGAAGCGGACCGCGACAAGAUCUCGAAGAUCUCGCAGGAGAUCGGCAGGGCCGUGGAGGAGAAGAGGGCCGCGCUCGCGAGGUGCGACAGGCUGGACAAGGAAAACCUCGCCCUGAGAGAGGCCAACGCCCGGCUGGAGGAGGCGCUGGCCGCGGCGUCGGGGACUCCUCGCGGGUGUCAGGGCGGCACCUCCAGCCCGAGGUGCCCCGACGGCCACCGCCAGCCCGAGCUCGUGCCGGAGCGGUGACUGCCCGGUGCCCUCGGGGCUCACGCAGCGGGGGUCGGCGCCUGAUGGGGGUCACUGCGGGUGGGGUGUGGGUGCUCUAUAGCAGGUAUAGUCCACGCCGACAUUCUGCCGCCCGUGCUGGAAGAAGGCGUGGCAGGUACGGGGCGGGGCUCGCCCCUCCCGCGCAGAAGGGCGGCCGGGGUGUCGCCCCUGCCUCGGCGCCGCGCCCCCUCCUCUGCAAGAUAAGUUGAGCUCCCGCUCCGGGGGCGCGGCGCGCCCUCGCCGCGCACGCGCGCUUGUCGACGCGCGGGCGGGCGGAGCCGUCGCAGGCGCCCUGGCCCCGCGCAGCUGUCGCCUGGGACUGGCGCUCCCGUGCCGGCGCGGCGCAGCUUCGAGCCUGGCCGAUGUGUGUUGCUGGGGGCCCGCGCGAGCGGGCGACAUGCUGCCCGCUCGCCCAGGUUCGGGGCGUCAUCGGGUCCGAAGGCCGCUCCGGCGCGGGCGCUGCGCACGGGCGCGCGGCUUGGCCGCCGGAGCGCGUGGAAGCGACAGCGGCCAACUCCGCGCAGCCGGAGCGCAGGGAAGCGGCAGCGACGGAGAGCGGGCGAGCGGCCGACCUCGCCCAAGCGCCGCGCAGCUCGCGAGGUGGAAGUUGCAGAGCCGUGCCGGCGCGGCGCGUGAUUCGACUUGGCCGCGCUUGUCGGAAGGUUUGCCGUUCCAUGCCCGUGCGCGGCCCGCGCAGUCUUGUCCUCGCCAAGUCGGGAGCGGGACCGCGCGCGAGCGCCUUCGGUUUGCGAGGUGGGAGCGCGAUCCAAUCCCAG